Messenger RNA from Anolis sagrei ordinatus, 2145 nucleotides. RefSeq names its product jagunal homolog 1 (gene JAGN1). NCBI's taxonomy places the organism in Eukaryota, Metazoa, Chordata, Lepidosauria, Squamata, Anolidae. Gene Ontology annotation, cellular component: endoplasmic reticulum membrane. Gene Ontology annotation, biological process: endoplasmic reticulum organization; granulocyte colony-stimulating factor signaling pathway; vesicle-mediated transport. The record is from RefSeq and is a predicted model, not a curated record.
GGGAGGUUAAAGCGCAUGCGCGCGCUUGGCGUUCCACCUGUCCCAGGCUUGGGCUUCUGGAAAGAUGGCUUCCCGCGCGGGGCCGCGAGCCACGGGGACCGACGGCAGCGACUUCCGGCACCGGGAGCGCGUGGCCCAGCACUUCCAGAUGAGUGUCUCCCUCAAGUCUGAGAUCAAGAAGCUGAUCUACAUGCAGGUGGCUCUGUGGCUACUGGUGGCAGCGCAGAUGUGUGUGGCACACUUCAAGCUCUUAUCCCACGAUCAGGUAGCCAUGCCUUACCAGUGGGAAUACCCCUACCUCCUCAGCAUCAUCCCUUCACUCUUUGGCUUUAUCUCCUUCCCCCGGAACAACAUCAGCUACUUGGUCAUCUCCAUGAUCAGCACCGGCCUAUUCUCAGUGGCUCCCCUCAUCUAUGGCAGCAUGGAAAUGUUCCCCAUGGCACAGCAGCUCUACCGCCACGGCAAGGCUUACCGCUUCAUCUUCGGUUUCUCCGCAGUCUCAGUCAUGUACCUGCUGAUCGUGGUGGCCGUGCAGGUUCACGGCUGGCAGCUCUAUUACAGCAAGAAACUCCUGGACUCCUGGUUUACCAGCACACAGGAGAAGAAGAAGAAAUAAACAUAUGCCGGGGAGUUGCAUGCCUGCAAUGCUGCCUUGGGGCCAAGGGUGGGAGCAAGGGGGUGCCCUCCCCAAGCAGAGGGGGAGAGGGGGCUGUUGGGUGCUCUCUGUCAUCCCCACCCAGCUAAGUGGAGAGGUGGUGCCAUGGAAGCCAAGUGAACAUUGCAUCGUUUGUAGGUUUCUUCCAGUCCGUCCACUCUGGUAAAAGGAGACAGACUAGGGCAAUCCUGCCUUGGGACCAGUUUAUGAGAUUCCUCAAUCCAUAUGAUAUUGGGACACUUGAAAGGGACAAUGCCAACUGCAGCCAACAUGGGUGGAUGAGGGAGAAUGCAGUUCCAUAUUGGUUUGCAUAAACAUUGGCUUGUUCCAAGCAGCUUUGCACUUGGGAAUUGGUACAUCUUAGGAAGAUUACUUUUAUUUUGGAUAGUGAGGUCAUCUACACUGUAAAGUGAAUGCAGUUUUACACCACUCCUAACUGUCAUGGCUCAGUUCUAGGUGAAGGAUUACAAAGAAUGCUGGUGCCCCCCCAACCUGCAAAUCCCAUAAUUCCAUAGCAUUAACCCACGGCAGUUAAAGUGACCUCAAACUGCAGUAAUUCUACAGUGUAAAUGCACCCCUAAAGAAAAAUGCCCAAACUCUUAAAAGUUUUGAAUUAAAUUUUUGCUCAGCAAGGUGUGCAUCUACACUGUAGAAUGAAUGCAGUUUAACACCACUUUAACUACUAUCGCUCCAUUCUAUGUAGUUUUACAAAGUCUUCAGCCUUUUCUGACAAGGAGUGAUGAUGCCAUACCAAACGAGACAUCCCAUAAUUCCUCAGCGUUGAGCCAUGACUGUUAAAGUGGCACCAAAUUGCAUUCAUUCUACAGUGUAGAUGCAUCUUGUCACUCACAUAAUUUCUUGGUGCAAGAAGUCUGGGAUUUGUAGUCAAAGUGUUCCAAUUUCCCCCUAAACUAUAGGAAUAAGUGGUCAUUUUUAUAAUGGUGAGAAAACAUAGUGUGGCUAGGGAUCCUUUGCACCCAUUGGAUCUAUUGGGAAUGUUUCAGCCCUCUUCUGCACCAAAGGAAGGGGACUGCAUGCAAUUCUAUAGCCAGGGUAGCACCUCUUCCUUGCUCUAGUGCAGGCAUGGGCCAACUUGGGCCCAUCCAGGUGUUUUGGACAUCACCUCCCACAGCCAGUAGGCUGUUAGGAAUUGUGGGAGUUGGAGUCCAAAACACCUGGAGGGCCCCCGUUUUUCUCAUGCCUGCUCUCGUGGAAGAAAUACUUCCUUGCUUCACUGCAAAGACAUUAGCAGCAUUGCCAAGCAGUUGUGUUUGACUCUUUCUUUUGCCAAUUGCGGAAUAACUGACUGUGCCUCUCGAAGCUAGUCUUGCUUUCCCUAUUUAUGCAGGCUACCCUGACAGAUACUCCCUACCUCCUUUCACCUUUUCUUCAGGCGACCAGUGGCUCAGGCAGUGGCUGUCACCUCCUUCCUUGCCAAUGGGCUUUCUCUGUAACUGUGUACAUCUGUACCAAAUAAAGAGCUAACAUGA